Messenger RNA from Dermatophagoides farinae (American house dust mite), 3163 nucleotides. NCBI's taxonomy places the organism in Eukaryota, Metazoa, Arthropoda, Arachnida, Sarcoptiformes, Pyroglyphidae. The record is from RefSeq and is a predicted model, not a curated record.
GAUAACGGGCUAUAUCAAUUUCAUCUUUGUUGUGUUCCUAGUCAACAAUUACCCGUUUUUUCUCAUCCAAUGAUGGCCCUUUUUAUUAUUGUCUCAUGGUCUGUUUUGGUAAUGAAGCCAAACUUGUCAUUCACCAUCAUAACAGCUGUCGUCUUGUUUACGUUGAUUUUUUCAUUCCAUUUGAUUCUUUUCUUGUCAACGGUUAUUGUUGCCGCAUUAUUCGGUGUAUUGUUCUUUUUCGAAUUGAACACUUCGAAUGUCGAACGUGAUUUUGAGAUAUUCAAUCGUACAGAACCGAUCCGUUUCGUUAGCUGUGAUCAUCAUGCCAGACAUCACCUGACCACAAUGAUUAAUAAACACAUUCAUUUGUUAUCAAAAUUAGAGCUGAACCGUAAAUUUGUAAAUAAAUUUGAAAUUGACAAUCAGCUGAAUUCAUUGCUCGAAGUAAUCAUCAAGAAUCAUAUCCAUCCAUGGUCUAGGACAAUAUCACCUAUAAAUGAGGAAUUGUCCACCAAACUUUACAUACUUUUUCAUCAGAUAUUAACCGCUUUAAUUGGCCGAUUACGACGAGUGAAUGUAGCCGAUAUGAUUAUCAACAAAUUGGUGGACGAAGUGACCAAACAUAAACGAUUAUAUCGAAUGACCAAAAAUCAAUUAGAAUAUAAAAUCCAUACCGAACAGGAGUUUGUACAAAUGUUUUUCAAUAUCGAACGAAAAUCCGAAAAAAAUUCUUAUUCACAUGAAAAAGUUUGCCAACAAUGGCUACAAAGUUUUCAAUUUCUAUCACGAAUCUGUGAUAUUCUUCAAUAUGCUCUUUACCCACGUGAAUCAUUUGCCAAUCAAACAUUUCGUAUGUUGACCAAACAAAUUUUAUUGAAAUUGUUGCUCUUACCAUUGAUCGAAUCAUUCUCUGAACCGGAUUUCAUCAACAGUAUUAUAAUAUCAUUUUUAAAAUCAAAUUGUCCAACAACUGAAACAUUUAUACUUGUCUUACAAUCGACCGAUGAUGUUGAUGAGCUUUAUUCUGUUUUACAAAGUGUAGAUGAAGAAAUCAUGUUGAUGCGUUCAAAAGAUCAGGAUGAUGAUGAAUGGAAAAUGAAACAACAAUUAAGCAGUUUGCUUUAUUUGAAAAAGAUUAUAUUGUCUCAUUUGAAAAAAUUUGAUGACAAUACAUCGGCAUCACCGUCCAAUAGUGACAAUAGUGGUUGUUCAAAUGGAGAGCGAAGAAAAUGUUCAUCAAAUGAAUCGUCACGAAUACCGAUAUCGUUCGAUACAGUUCUACGACAUAAUGUAGCACUUGAAUAUUUCAUUGACUACAUGACAUCAAUCAAUUCGGAAGCCUAUAUUAAUUUCUAUAUUAAUGUUCAGACAUUCAAGAUUAGCAUCGAACAAGGAUUAUUCGAAAUAUAUCUAACAUCAGUCAAUGAUUCGGUUACGAAUGAACAAUAUCAACAACUACAGAAUGAUGUUCGUGAUACGGCGUUGAACAUUUAUGAAACAUAUCUUUUACAAUCGGAAAAUUCUCCACAAUCCAAUGGUUCAUCCAGUCAGCUUAGUUUGGUCGAUCGAAACCUUUGUGAACAAUUAUAUCAGACAUUAAUGUCUGGCGAUUCGUCACAAUGGAUGAACGAUGCUCUCUUUGAUGAUAUUUUCUUUCAAGUUCGUGAUUUACUACUUCAUCAUUCGGAUUUUUUCCCAGCAUUUUGCCAGAGUAAAUAUUACCGCAAGUUAUUAGGUGAACCAGACCUAUUACGUGAUAGUUUGGAUGAUGAAUCAAAUAGUGAACAUAAUAAACAACGGAAUAAUAUUUCCACAACGAGUGAAAAUGGCCAAACGAAUGGAUUCGAUAUUGAUAUAAUCGAUACUGGUAUAUUAAAUCUUCAGGGUAAAUCAUUUAUUGGUUAUCUAAUCAAUGUGGAACGAAAGAAUGGUGAAUCAUGGACAAUAUUGCGUCGAUAUUCAGAAUUUUUUAGUUUUCAUCAAACAAUGGUCGAUAAAUGUGACCGUUAUCAUAUGAAUUUACGAAGCAUACUAUUUCUUCCUCCCAAAACGGUGCUCAGUAAUCGAAUGAAUGAGAAUUUUAUACAAUAUCGUCGAUAUAUGUUGAACGUUUAUCUGAAAAAAUUGAAUUAUAUCCAUGGCAAAUUUCAAUUUCUUCGUGAUGAUAUUGAACGUUUCAUACAGCCUGGUAAUUAUUAUUCGAAUAUUUCUUCAUCAUCAGCAUCAUCAUCGACAGCAAAAAAUCUACUCAAUCCAAUCAAAACGAUUGGUAAUGUUUUCCGUAAUCAAUCGGAAAAUCUUUUGGAUGGUUUUCAAAGACUUAGCCGAACACUUUCAUUACAGACUGAUCUGAAUCGAACCACACAACAUCAGCAACAACAACAACAACAACAACAACCGGAAAAUAAACGAGUCUUUCAAACAAAUUCACUUGGUUCGAAAAGUUCUGGUCAGAAUAUGCUCAAACAUAAUAGCGAUAGUUCCGGUGAUUUAAGUUCAAUAUUAGAUCUGUUCAAUGAUGAUGUUGAUAGCAGCCAAGCUGUGGAUAGUGAAGAGAACAUACCAUUAUUGUUGUUAUUGGAUGAAGUGUUUGAUCUGAAAAGUCAACAUUUCUGGCUUCGUAGAAGAAUAAUCGAAUUAUUCAAACAGAUUGUUGAGGUAGCAUUUUCCGAUACUAUCAACAAGAAAAUGAUCGAUCAUAUCAACGAAUCAACUUCUACGGCCAAUCUAUGCGUUUACAUUGAUUCAUUCAAAAAUCUUUUCUGGCCUGACGGAACUUUAGCUCGAUCAUCGACGAGAAAAAAAGAAAAUUGUCUACGACGUAAAGUUGCUGCCAAAGCAUUGAUCAUGACAUCCUUGUCGGAUCUUCGACGAGUAGUCGGUGCCGAUACAUUGCAGUCGGGUUUGAUUUCAUUUUUUGAAUUAUUCCAAAACAAAACACUUAAUCUACGAUUGGUUUUUGUUCUUAUUGAAUUGAUACUCAAAGAAUUAUUACCUGAUGGCAAUUGGGAUCCAAUAUUCAUACGUUUAUAUAGCUCAUUCGAUGAUGAUCACCAUUCUACAACUGAUAGUAUUGAUUAUAAAUGGCCACCAUAUUUACAGGAAAUGUCACUGUAAUAUAUUCAAAAAAUAAAAAUAAUAUAAAAGGCACCCUUUUCUAUUA